Molecule: messenger RNA, 762 nt
Organism: Effrenium voratum
Lineage: Eukaryota; Dinophyceae; Suessiales; Symbiodiniaceae
Source: the annotation of a GenBank genome assembly
AUGAGAGACCUGGGCAGUGUGCAGCCUUACGAGGCAAAAGAGAAAGUCCAGGCAGAGGUCAGCAAGUUUCUUCUGGCCAAGAAGCAGGCAGCACAAGGAAGCACGCUGCCACUCCAGCAGCCAUUGGCAGAUGCUCAGUCAGAAGGGCUGCUAGCAACAGGAAAGGCAGCAGCAGAACAGGCUGCAGGCCAGCAAGAGCUGGCGCAACUGAAGGCAGAAGUGGCAGCGCGCAAAGCAGAAGCUCUGGCAGCAGCAACACAUCAAGCAAUUCCAGCAGCAAGGCAGGAACAAUCAGCUGAGGUGAGGAAGCUGAAGGAAGAGCUGCGUGCCGAGGCAAUGCAAACUGCCAUUCGCCAGGCGCAAGAGCAAGAGCUGCAGCAGCUUAAGGCAGAACUUGCAGCAAGGCAAGCGCACAGCAAGACAGAACAAGAGGCGCAAGCAAAGCAAACUGACAGGCAUUCUGCAGCAGAGGCGCAGCAGGUUGCAGAGCUGAAGGCAGAGCUUGCAGCGCAGGAAGCAGAAGCAGCGCAAGCACACCAGGCGGAGCAGCUGGCAGAAGCAAAGCAGCUGGCAGCAGAAGAGGCUACCAGGCAGAAGCAGGAGCUAGCGCAGCUCACGGCAGAACUUGCAGCGCAACAAGAACAGCAGCAACUGACAGAAGCAGAGCAGGCAGCAGCAGCGCAUGCCAACUUUGCACUUCAGAAAGCAGAGCUGCAGUCGCAACUUGCAGCGCAACUGGCACAAGCCAAGCAGCUUGCAGCA